Messenger RNA from Penicillium cataractarum, 1023 nucleotides. RefSeq lists its product as uncharacterized. The coding region runs from base 1 to 1023 and encodes 340 amino acids. The transcript has a single exon. Lineage: Eukaryota; Fungi; Ascomycota; Eurotiomycetes; Eurotiales; Aspergillaceae. The record is from RefSeq and is a predicted model, not a curated record.
AUGAUGCACCUUAUAAACCCGCUCAUGUCCGUAUCCGAGUUGGAACUCCCACUAUAUUCCGCAGAGAGUGUCUGGACCGCGCUGCGCGCGGUCCAGUGGAAGGAAGAAUUCAUGAACGAAGCAGGUCAAUCCACCUGCGUAGCUGAUUCUCGUCCUGCAUCUCUUAUCUCCUGCGUGCGGCAAGCUUUAUCCCGACACCUAAGCCGCUCAUCUACCACCACAUCACUAAUCUUGUACGGUCUCUGGUCUCACGUAUGGAGCUGUCGACAAAACCACGAUCUCAUGUCCAAUGGACUUGACAUGCCAUCCGAGGGGCUUCCAGUCUCUUCUGAGGUGAAUGACCUCGCGAAUACUAUACAGGCCAUCCCUGUCACGAAGAGCGACAGUACAGAAACGGACCCACAGCUCCCCAUGAUCUCCGCAUUCCUCUCCCUCGCCUUAUAUACCCCGCUCCCCGCGCUGCAGAAAUUCCUAGGUAGAUAUGGAGACCAAGAAGCGCAAGAUGCUGCACCACUUCUUCAUGAUUGGAUGCUCAGCCGAAAUAGUCGAUACGCAUUAGACUACGCCGCUCGGAUAUUACAUUCAGCACAUCAUACGAAGACGCCAUGUUUACAUGGAUUCUCCGCCUACGCGGUGUAUACGGCCGGGCUGGCUUUAUUCUGCUAUGGUGUUAUCGUGACAACACGAACGAGGAGAACGCAUAUUGGUAAUAACGCGCUGAACUCCACACAAACUCUGGAUUCUAGUCCUACCACCUGGCUGGGUGAAAUGGAUGAUAACGCGCAAGCGCAGCAGGUAUUCCUUGCCUCGGGCUAUGGAGUUCCAGCUAUACGACUCCAGAGCGUGGCCUCUGUUGCGUACGUUCACCAGCCUGAAUCUAUCAGUGCACUCGUUACGAGCAUUUUCACCCGGCAGGGUACGCUAACACUCGACGAGAUGCCUGGGUUUACCGAGAGCUUGGUUCGAAUCUUGCAGUCUCUGGCUAAUUCCGCUGUGAGACGGGAGGUCGACUUGGGUGGGUAG